Molecule: messenger RNA, 9179 nt
Organism: Xyrichtys novacula (pearly razorfish)
Lineage: Eukaryota; Metazoa; Chordata; Actinopteri; Labriformes; Labridae
Source: the annotation of a GenBank genome assembly
CAGCUGUAAAAGUCAUAUACAGGCUCCAACCUUCAACACAUUAAACAACUUUUUUCCUAGCUGUGUUAAAACAAUAAGAGAGGACAUCACAGCUCGUCUUACCUGCACAGAAUCUCCGCCGCGCAGCUUCCUCUUCAGGUGUGUCCCAUCAAUUAAAGCCCCACUCCUACAACAGGUAGGCUCAUGCGGAACAAAAGAACCUGUCUGCAAAUUCGCAACAGGUUAAAGGCAGAGCCGGCCCAAGGCAUUAGCGAACUAAGCGCCUGUUUAGGGCCCCACGGCCAAUAGGGGGCCCCCAAGAGCAAUACAAGAGCAAUAUACUAUACAUAAUUUUUUGCAUGUAUGAGUGAUGCUUUCUGUAUGAUCAAAUAUAUUUAUAUAAGUGCAAUAUUACCAACGUUACUGCUGCUGUGUUGAUUAUUAUAUCCUUAACCUGUGCAAUACAUGUCCAUAUAAAAAAUUUACAUAUAUACAUAUAUCCUACUGCUGUACAUGUUCAUUGAUAUGCAUGUCCUAACUUCUAAAUAAAUAAAUAAAAUAAAAAAUAUAUAUUUAUUUUUGAUAAUUCUCUUUAGUAAUAAUCUUUCAAUUUUAUUCCUAUACAUACGUUUUAUUUUAAUGUUCUGUACAAUUCUUGUCUUGUAUAUAUAGUACCUUAUUUUUUACGACUAUUUGUACUUUUACUACCUUAUUUUUACUUGUCUAUUGCACUGGAAAAGAAGAAGCUCUCCAAUCUCGUUGUACUUUAAGUAUGAUGACAAUAAAGGACUUUCUGAUUUUCUGAUUCUGCAUUGGUAUUAUUUAUGUUUUUACCUAGGCCACCCCCUCAAAUGUGUAAAGACAUGUCAGGCGCAUUAAAUCUAUACUUAAGUAGGUGUGUGAAUUAUCAACAAUCAAUAUUAUUGGCAGAAAUAGAGGGCCCCAGAUUAAAUUUUGCUUAGGACCCCAUUGAGGCUUAGUUAGACAACUCCAUAUUUACUGUUUCAACUAGGUGUAAAACAGUAACACUAAGAGUUAAAAUUAUAAUAUAAUCGAUACAAACAUCAAAAUAACUUGUUUUUGUCUCGCCAGUCAUGAUAUUUUUGGUACAGCCAUUUUUCAUAACUCUAACCCACCCAAUGUUUAUUGUUGUGGCGAUGAACAUAAAGAGAACGAGUCUACACCGAACUGACCAAUGAGAACGACAGAACAGUUGGAUUGACAUCUGCUCUAGCCAAUGAGAUCGCCUGAAUGAAAGUGUUUAUACCAGCCCUCAUUCCCGUACAAGGCGACUGUUUUGGUGAGUUAAGGAAAGUUCAUUGAAAUAAUUUGGGGCUUUUAAAGCAUCGACUUUGAUCAAUUUGAGCACAAUUUGAAUGAUUUCCCCUUAAAGUCGGCUUUAGAGUCGCGGUGUGUGACUGACAACGUGUAUAUUUGUCAGUUAAAGCAGUUUCGCUCCUCUCUCAGUAAAGCUUCAUUGUUGACGUUAGCGGACUGUUGUUUUGUUGUUACUGCAUUUGCGCAACAGAAAGCCUCGUCCAUUUUACUCAAUGUAAUCUCACUUUUAAAACUCCCUUCACCUUGUAUUUACUCUCCUUUUUCGUGUAAAGUUAGUUUAGCUGCGCUUUCUACUCGUUUUCGUCGACGGUACUUUUGUUUCGUGACAACAUAUUGACGCCUCCUUUUUUCAACUUUUAUGGUGUUUGACAAACUCGGUAUCAAGAGCGUCGAUAAUAAAACAACAGUGGGUGAAGUCCGUGUGGUUAGAGUGGGUUUUGAGCCGUUAAAUUGUCGUGUAUUAUCGCCGUCCUUAUAUUGAAUGAAUGGGCUUUUUAUGCGCAUGCGUGCAGGAUACCAAAGUUUAUAAACAAGAGGGAGUCACAUGAUGCGAGUAUUGUGAAAUAGAUAAGAGUGAAACAUGUCCUCCUUAUAUAAAGACGCUCUCACAUCCACAGAAACAAUGAACUGAUAAACUGAGGAGCUUGGAGGAUGUGUCCGAACUGAGCUGAACUAUUAGAUAAUAAGACUUAACCCUGUUUUACCCCGAGUCUCCUUAGAUCACCCCAACUAUUUAAAGCCUACACAUUACAGCCCCAGGAAGGAUUCAGUGUCUGUGUGUGCAUAUGUGCAGGUGGUUACUUUUUCAGUUUACCAGCUACUUAUUAUAGGGGAGAGCGGGGUAAGUUGAACCAUCCCCUGUUGCUUGGAAAUGGAAAAAGAAAUUGAUCAUGUGACCAAAUAUUUAAGAGAUGGGCAUCAAUUUAUGGAGUAUGUGGUGGUUAGAAGCAUAUAGGUGAAGGGGUUAGACAUUUAUUUACAAAAAAAUAAACAUUUUUCACUCUUGAAAGUGAAUUUAGUCUGUUGUAAAUUUGAUUAGAGUUGUGUUCAGACCAAAAAAGAUCAUUUUAAAAUGUGUUUUAUCAUCAAUUGUGUUAUCUAUGAGCGACAACAUGAGGUCAAAUACCUAGAACAAAAGUCCACCAUUUUAUCUUAGCUCAGGGGUGUCAAACUCAACCACAACGAGGGCCAUAGUCUGUAUUUAGGUCUAAUCCGAGGGCCAAACAUGAUAGAUAUUCCACGUGGACUUAAUCUGCUAUCUGCAUGUUCCAGGGACUGCGGACAUCAUGGUUUGGGAGGUGGUGACCCCUAAACAUCAGCCUGUACUGGACUCUGAGCAUCAGGGUGAACUCACAGGUAAUAGGCAAUAAAAGUCAACAUUACAGCAGCAGAGGAAGAAAUAUGCAGACUUUAAUUUCACUAUAUGAGGUCAGAUUUUAAAAAAAAAAAGACAUGAUACUGAACUCCAAUAUAUAAUUUCUUUAGCCAGAUCCUCCUGGCCUAGUCAAGAGCCUUCCAAACUCUGAGUAUGUCUGCAGUACAAAUCCCUGGAUGCUUUAAUUUUUAGCCACAUAGAGUUUACCUAAGCUUAUCUAUAACAAUAUCCAAGCAGCCGUAAAGAUUGAAGAGGUUAUCAAACACUGACAUAAUUAAGGACAAGUUAGCAGUAGAUCCUGAGAGUUUAGUCAAGAUCCUACACCUCUCUGACCCUAAAUUAGGAGUGAAAAUGUAGGUUUCACUAAUUUUGUUUGUUUUCUUUGACCUCUUCAGAAGUGAUGAUGGAUGCUGACAUAGACCAGUCACAUGACCUAAUCUGCUUUGAGGAACACCUCCCGUCCUCACCUGGAUUCCCCACCAGUGACAGUCACAUGGAAUACGGUACAUCGCAUGGAACGAUGGAGCAUCAUACCUGCUCAUAAUAACAACAGAUCUUCCUGACACUCUUUUUCUUUCUAUCCCUAGACGACCUCCCAGAUCUGCAGGAGGUCCAGGAGGAGGUGGAACAAGCGGCGCCGCCUGUGUACCAGGUGGACGUGGGUGUUUCCCACCUGGAACAAAGUGCACACGCUCAGCCUCCUGACACACACUGGCUGACACAGCUCGCUCAUAUUGCCACAGGGCCUCAGAGCCCACUGCUGCAAAACUCUCUCCACAGCAGGUGGGUGCACAUCCAUCCCGUUCCUUGGUCGGCAACAUUCACCUCUCGAUUGAGUGUCUAACUCGGUGUUACAGUGUGUUUGACCCUACCUUAAUUUUACGCCAGAAUAUCCCUUUAAACCACUCCCUCUUUUCAUUUCAGCUCCUCGUCUGUCUGCGUCUCCAGCACCAGCAGUAAUCUACAUUCCUACGCUCGACCUCCUCCCUCUCCUCCCAGCAGCAUGUCGCCCCCUAGAGGCCAUGGCAGGGAGCGCCGGCGCAGCAGGGUACAGCUUAUGUUUGUCUUUGCGAGCUUUGUGUCUAAUGUUAAUGUCAACUUACUAGAUAUCUUUUGUUAAUAUACAUAGACGGUAUAAAAAGAUCAGUGGUGUAUGAAGAACCUAAAAACCAUACUUGAUUAAAACGCGUCCAGAAAGUGACCUUGGUGGAGCUACUUAGCUUUUGAUUGGCUCUGAUAGUGAAGCUGUCAUGUCAUCUUAUUAAAUCUGUAACUAUACUGUUGUUUGUAUCUUCCUGGAGGGUCCAUGUCUCUUUAUUGAUAAGUAAUAUUGGGUUAUGAUGAGCAGAAAGGAUAUGAUGUAGUUUGUUUUAUUAUUGUAUUAUUCCUCUCUUCAUGCGUCACCAGAAGAGCAGCGAAUGUGGAUCUGCGGUGUCAACCAGAUCCUCCCUCUCUGAAGAUGAGGACAUGGGAUGGAGCUUCUCCUGGCCCCCCACAGCCUGGCAUUGUUUCCUCAAAGGUGGCCGCACUCACACACCAGAGCGCUUUAAAAACAUGGUUUCAUGUGUUUUGGUCAAAAAUAGGAAAUAGAGCGUCUAUUCUCUUCCCUCAGGCACUCAUCUGCGUUUCCACAGCAGCUCUAAUGUGGAGUGGCAGGACAUUGAAGACCUGGAUUACGUGGUGGAGGAUGAUUCUGGCGAUGAGGGCCGAUCCAGAUCUCUGAAGGUGCAUUAUGCAGGAAGCUUCAGUCUGUCUGCACUAAAACUGUCAGACUUUGGAGAACACCGUGUUCUUCUUCAAUCGUCUCCAUCUGGAGCUCUUCUGGUUUUUAAAGCUGCUCUCUCUGUUCGCUCGGCUCAGUGCUGUAUUUUUAUUCCAGUUACAGCAACAAUCUGUUUAAUUUAUGCCUCUGGAAAACUUAAAAAUGAGGACAGCUCUCUGACGAGUGUUACAAUAACAGAUUAACUGAUGUGUGUUGAAAUGCAAACAAAACAAAAACCCUCGAGAAUGACGAUUUUGCUCGUUUUCAGAGUUAUGGCUCAGAGGGUCUGCAGUUGGUGGAGCAUUCAGAGAUCGUGGUGUCAGGUCAGGCAGUGCUGCAGCUGACCUUUGACCCUGGAGCAUUCGGCAACACCCCUUUGACCGUCCGCUGCCAACUUGAGCAUCCUUUCUACGUCAAAAACAAAGGUGUGAAACUGAGACGAAAUGAGAGAUGAUUAGAAAUCAAAAUGAUGUUUGUUUAUUAACUUUCUGUGUCAUUUCCUGUCAGGGUGGUCAUCUUUUUAUCCAAGCCUGACUGUGGUGCGUCAUGGGAUACCGUGCUAUGAAAUGGAGGUGGGCGGUGUGUGCCUUCCUCCAGGGCACAGAGAUGCGAAACACACCGACAGCUCGCUGGUCUUUGACACAUUCAGGAGGUAAAACUCAUGAACAGUAAACUAAACUACAAAAACAUUUGACUGCUGAGAAGAGUCAUGACCUUUUUUGUUCUUCUCAGUUACGAUUUUACUCCUCUGGACUCCUCUGCGGUCUACGUGUUGAGCAGCAUGGCCAGGCGGAGACGCACAUCCCAGUCCAGCGGGGGAGCUGUUUCUCCAGACAGAGGUACAUCACAGGGUAUUAAAGGGAUACUCACCUACUCUCUUCCAGCAGCCGCUUGUUUGUAGCGAGAUCUUAGGCCAGUCCAUUACGGACUACAGCGGGGUGUCGCAGCUCAAGGAAGAACAUUUAUGAUCAUUUCUUCAUGGAAAUACAAUCAGACCGAGACCCUAAGGCAGACGAACUACCGCGUCUGCAGGACAAAAUCAUUAAUAUGGUGAUUAUUACUUUAAGGAAAUGAUAAAGAAAUGAUCAUAAAUGUUCUUCCUUGAGCUGCGACACCCCACUGUAGUUCGUAAUGGACUGGCCUUAAAUCUCACUACAAACAAGCAGCUGCUGGAAGAGAGUAGGUGAGUUGUGUUUAGUCUCUUUGCUAAAGAAAUCUGGGACCCUAUAUGUCCUGUUGAUGAAGUUAGGUGCUGUUCUGAGCAUUAUUUGUGACUAUAGAGUGGCGUUUUAGUUGAGGUUUGUUUAUGGCUCCUCAGACCGCUGUGUAUUGCUAUCGUGCGGUCGUUGCUAAAGUUGGUAUAACUAGAGAAGCAAGCGGUCGGCAACAUUCAUCUCUCAAGGGGGUGUCUAACUCGGUGUUAUGGUCUGUUUGACCCUAAACUAAUUUUACGCCGGAAUAUCCCUUUAAUAGAUAAUCCAUUGACUUGUAAAGCCAAACCAGUAAAUACUCAAUCAUGACCCGUGGUGGUCUGAUAAUCUGCUCUGACAAGUAAUAUCUGUCGAAUUCUCAACAAAAGCCACUCUAGUGAGGUUAAAGAUGUUUUUAAAACCUGCAGACUCUCCCAGUCCUGGUCCCUCCAACUCUCCCCGCCAAGAGCCAACCAGAAGCCCAGCAGGGACUGCCACGCCCACUAAGUGUAAGCGGCCAAUGAACGCCUUCAUGCUAUUUGCCAAGAAGUUUAGGGUGGAGUACACGCAGAUGUACCCGGGGAAAGACAACAGGUAAGUGUGCCUCCACAAGUGUUGGUAAUAUAUGUAGUGUUUGUGAUGUUUGUGGUGUAAAAUAAUGUGUGUGUUUUUGUGUUUGUGUUUUAGAGCAAUCAGCGUCCUCCUCGGUGAGCGAUGGAAGAAAAUGCGAAGCGAGGAGCGCAAAGCGUUCACCUUACAGGCCAAAGCUCUGGCAGAUGAGCAGAAGAGACUGAACCCAGACUGCUGGAAACGCAAGAGAACCACCUCUGUACGGACACACACACACUCACACACACACUCACUCACACACACUUAAAAUCCUGCACACAACCUAAUCUGACACCCGUGGUUUUUCCUGCUGCCUAAUCCUUCCUCUGUGUUCACAGGGCUGUCAGGGGAAUUAAGGCUGCAGACGAGAACCGAGCCUGCAGGAGCAAAGAGAAAAGCAUAACAGAUGAGCAGCAAUAAGACAAAGGUGCAUUUAUAACCUCAUAUUCUGCUUAAUUUUUAUAACUCUGUGAACACGAGAAGUGCCUGGAUCUGCAGGAGGCGUCAGCGACGGGGUCUCCUCCCUGAAGACAUCCGGAGCUGCUCCUCCAAACUGUCACUUCUCCUUUUUUGUAGCUUUCCAAAGGUGCUAAAUGUUACAUUUGAAAAAAAGAGGUUGAAAUCAUGAUUUUCUACAGUAAUAAUAACUUAAUCUUUAUAUCGACACAGACCACAGUUUUAGCUCCUUUCAGAGUUUUUUUUUUUUUUUAAACCAAACUGCGUUCAUCCAUGACAGGAGCUCACCUGCUCGAGUGAUUUGACGAGAUGCGACGUAAACAGAAAGAGACUCUGAGGGUUUUCAGUCUCUCACUUUAUGCUUGAAACAGGUGGAGGUUGUGGUGCUGUAGCUUUUUAGUCAAAAGUAGAUAAUGUAGCUAUUUUUCCAAAUCUUAUAUAUAUAAAUAUAUAUUCAACAUAUUGUUUUUGCCUGUAUUACUUGCAUUUGCACAGUGUAUUGCACAAGACAAAAAAUAUAACUUUUGCUUUUAUGUAAUUCAUCAUUCAACAUCUAGUUUUGUAACUAAUUUACAUGUUAAAUUCACACACAAAAAAAAGAUUUAUGGUUUUAUUUUGUCCUUUUCAAAAAGCAAACGGACGGAGCUCCAUUAUCCUACAGAGGACGUUAAUUUUAAAAAAGGGAGAAAUGUGACAUUUCCCUGUAAGGGGUUUCUCCCUUUUAUCUUCUAUUAGAGGAUUUACGGUAAUAAACUUCUAGAUAGAAAUUCACAUGGUACAGUAUGUUAUAAUUGAGGCUGCAGAAAAAAAAAAAAACUGUCAAAAUUAAUGUAAUGUAAUAACUUUGAAUUUAAAUGUGCCAUACGUUUUAAGGUUUUUAUCUUUGUUUUAUUAACAAAACAUCAGUAAGAAUGUUCCACACAACUUCACCAACAGAGAGAUAAUUACAAAGGCUGUGUCUGAAAUGGAUCCCUAACCCCUAUAUAGGUGACUCUAUGGGGGUUAGCGCCAUUUUUAGGGGUGUCUGAAAUCUCAGUAAUCAAUUCCAAUGCCCAAUAUAGGCGACUCAAAGUUUCCCAUAAAGCAUUGCAAAAUGUAGUGACCAUCCAAUGGUCACUCACCGGUGGUGGACAUCCCGUCAUGCAUUGCAUCUUGCCAUGUAGUGUCCAAAACCUCAGGUGAUUGAGCUCAUUACAUAGUCAACUAUAUAGUAAAAUCCCAUAUGGGGGUUAGGGAUUAAGUGAUUCAUUUCGGACACAGCCAAUAUUAGAAGACGUCUUGUUCCCUCAAAGUUUUGGACCCUGUUUAAAGCUCCUGUAAGGAUUUUUUUUACGUGUUUAAAUUCAGCUGAAAUUCACAUUGACGCCUUGUACACCGGGAACGGCACAAAUACACAAUGCGAAAUGAGGUGGAAGUGAGAAGACUAACACACAAACCAUCGUCAUAUGAGAAAUCCGACGCUAUGACUCUCCACAAGUUGUCCUUCAGGUCGUUAUCUUUAUAAUGUUUGUCUUUUAUCUAAAAGCACUCUGUUUUCUGACACGUAAACAAUCAGCCGGUCAAACAUGUUGGAUAUACCAGUGAAUCAGACAUCACAACAACACGAAAUCUGAUUGGUCAGAAGUGGACACACAGUAUGUGAAACUUUAGAAAAAUCGUCCGUGAUCCGAAAAAAUAAAUGUCGCAAUAUCGCAGGACGGGAAAACGUUGCUGAUGUGAACACUGGUAUUGACAGGAUAUGGGUUCGAAAAAGAAAAUAUUGACGUCAAAAAUAAUUGCACGAUAAAAAUGGUCUCCGUGUGAAAGGACCUUUAGACUGGGGCUUUAGACUGAUAAUCAAAAGCUCGCAGGAUGAGGACAAAAUUAGCGAAGACUGUUUUGUCCACAGGGGGCGCCAGCUGAAAUUUCCACACAGGAGCUUUAAAAUCCUUUAGUAACAGAACCAUCUUCUUUUUAUUCACAAAUUAUUAACCAUACCGUAAAGAUACAAACCCGGGACACACAAGAUCUGCAGUGACUUCCCGUGUUUGUGUCUUGAAUUCUGGGUGUUAGAUGUGAUGUGGAUCCCAGCUGAGUCAUGUAAAUGCUUCAUAGAUACAGUCAGAGCCGUGCUGAGUGUGAAAGCCGGGUGUUGAUCUGCUUUAGAGUUUAAGUGCCUUUAAAAAUUAGGAGUGAGAUUAAGAAAAAUAAAGCUAACACCCUCCCAGGUUGGGCGCUCAUUUUCUCAUUGCAUAAUGAGGUUUGUUCUUAAUGCACUAUAUACACUUUAUCGUAUGUGACUGCUACAGUAAAAUGUGUAAUGGCAAUUAUUAUAAAGAUAAUAAAGAAAUAUAUAUUUUUGGUUUUGACUUAAUCUGUGUUAGUGUUUAUUUAAUGUUUGUUUAUCUCUAAUGUCAUGUACAGGUCUAUCAGGGGAGACUUUGCAAUAUAAUGUGUUUAAGUGUAAAUAAAAGCAUGAUAACGUCUUUCA